Molecule: messenger RNA, 2620 nt
Organism: Megalops cyprinoides (Indo-Pacific tarpon)
Lineage: Eukaryota; Metazoa; Chordata; Actinopteri; Elopiformes; Megalopidae
Gene: kif17
Product: kinesin family member 17
Exons: 14
Coding region: 1-2520 (839 amino acids)
Biological process (GO): microtubule-based movement
Molecular function (GO): microtubule binding; ATP binding; microtubule motor activity
Source: RefSeq, a predicted model, not a curated record
AUGGCUUCAGAGUCGGUGAAGGUCGUCGUCAGGUGUCGGCCGAUGAAUGACAGGGAGAAGGCUCUGAACUGUAAAAUGGUGGUUUCUAUUGAGCCCAGCCUGGGCCAGUGUUUCAUCGAAAAGCCGGGCGCGACGGAGGAGCCCCCCAAACAGUUCACCUUCGAUGGAGCCUAUUUCAUCCACCAGCCCACGGAGCAGAUGUAUAACGAGAUUGCCUACCCUCUGGUCGAGGGGGUGACAGAGGGCUACAACGGCACGAUAUUCGCAUACGGGCAGACUGGCAGCGGGAAGUCCUUCACCAUGCAGGGGGUGGCGGACCCUUCUGCCCAGAGAGGCAUCAUCCCUCGCGCCUUUGAGCACAUCUUUGAGAGCAUACAGUGUGCUGAAAACACAAAGUUCCUGGUGCGUGCUUCCUACCUGGAGAUAUACAACGAGGAGAUCAGGGACCUCCUGGGGACCGAGGCCAAACACAAACUGGAGCUGAAGGAGCACCCUGAGCGGGGUGUGUAUGUGCGGGAUCUCUCCAUGCACACGGUGCACAGCGUGAGGGAGUGUGAGCGGAUCAUGGAGCAGGGCUGGAGGAACCGUGCCGUCGGCUACACCCUGAUGAACAAGGACUCCUCCCGCUCUCACUCCAUCUUCACCAUCCACCUGGAGAUAUGCAACACCGACGUGUCAGGUGAGGACCACCUGCGGGCGGGAAAGCUGAACCUGGUGGACCUGGCGGGGAGCGAGCGCCAGUCCAAAACGGGGGCGACCGGGGAGCGGCUCCGCGAGGCCACCAAGAUCAACCUGUCCCUGUCGGCGCUGGGCAACGUGAUCUCCGCCCUGGUGGACGGGAGGUGCAAGCACGUGCCGUACCGCGACUCCAAGCUGACGCGGUUGCUGCAGGACUCUCUGGGGGGCAACACUCGCACCCUCAUGGUGGCCUGCCUCUCGCCUGCCGACAACAACUACGAGGAGAGCCUGAGCACACUGCGCUAUGCCAACCGCGCCAAGAGCAUCCAGAACCGGCCGCGCAUCAACGAGGACCCCAAAGACGCACUGCUGCGGGAGUACCAGGAGGAGAUCAAGCAGCUCCGCGCCCUCAUCUCCGGCCAGCUGGGCGGCGCCGACCUCUCCUCUCUGCUCGCUGCGCAGAAGGCCAAGGCGCCCCCUGGUGUUCAGAUUCGGCCACAAUCCAACACCACAGCGGACAACGAGGCCGAGAAGGAGAAGAUCAAGCAGGAGUACGAGGAGAAACUGGCCAGGCUGCAGGCAGAGUACAGUGCAGAGCAGGAGUCCAAGGCCAAGCUGCAGGAGGACAUGGUCACCUUGUGCACCUCCUACGAAUCCAAACUGUGCAGCUUGGAGAGGAGGGCCAGCCGGCCCCAAACGCUCAGCUCAGGUGCUCCUGGCAGUGUGACUCCGCCCACAGAGGAGGAUCUCCGCCCUGGCACUGCUCCCCCUCAGGAGCUCACAGGAGUGGAGCAGGCCCUGGCUAAGGUGAGCCAGCUGCAGGUGAGCCAGCCGCAGGUGAGCCAGCCGCAGGUGGCCUGCCAUGUGGUCAGGGUCCAGCAGGACACCGAGGGGGAGGAGCAGGUGGAUUCACCCCCCACUGUCACACCGGGACCCCUGGAUCAGAAACAGGUCCUGGAGAGGCUGCAGCAGCUGGAGCAAGAGUUCGUCGGGGGAGAGCAGGCUCGCAACGAGGAGCUUCGGCAGAGACACCGGCAGAGGAAGACUCUGGCCGACCAAAGGAAGAAGCAGCUGAUGGAGGCCCUGGCAGACAGCAGUGAGGAGAGUGACACCGUCCUGCUGCAUGUCUAUGACUCCAUACAGGAGGAGGUGCACGCCAAGAGCCGGCUGCUGGAGAGCACUCAGGCUAAGCUGAAGGCAGCGAGGCUGGAGAUUCGGGACCUGCAGGCGGAGUUUGCGCUGGAGCGGGAUGAUUACCUGGUGACGAUCCGCCGGCUGGAGCGGGAGGGGCAGCUGCUGCAGGGGCUGCUAGAGCGCGUGGCCCCCCUCAUCCGCAGAGACUGCAACUACAGCAACAUGGACCGCGUGCGCAGGGAGGCCGUGUGGGACGAGGACAGCGCCACCUGGAGGCUGCCCGAGGUGGUGGUGCAGAAAACAGCCCUGCCCGCAGCAGUGCCUCCUUCAUCCUCCGGCAAUCAGAGUCGUGUUGCAGCUCACAGGAGCUCGGUGGCAGACAGCGGCGACCUCAGUACGGAGGAGGAUCGCUACAAAGAGAUGCUGAACCGGAGUGACAGCGAGCACAUCGCCAGCAACUACUUCAAAUCCAGAAGAGCCAAUCAGCUGCUCACUGCUGACCCCAAGAGGAGCCUGGCCCCUCACCCUGCCCCCCUCGGUAACGGGACGUCCCACCUCACCUCCAGCGGCUCCAACCUGACCGCCGCGUCAGCCGCCGAGUCCCUCCUGCCUCGUCCUUUCCGUCUGGAGUCCCUGGGCGUCCCCGUGGCCAACACCAAGGUGAAGCGCAAAAAGAGCCGGAGUCAGAUCCCCUACGAUGGAAACUGAGACCAUUCAGCCUGUGCGCAAAAACAAAACCGUACCUGACCGUGACCACAUUUCGGCUUUAACUGUCUCUGUGCUCGGGGUGGGGUGGAGAAGGGAUAGG